This is a messenger RNA of Pimephales promelas (fathead minnow), 925 nucleotides long. RefSeq names its product cytokine-like protein 1. NCBI's taxonomy places the organism in Eukaryota, Metazoa, Chordata, Actinopteri, Cypriniformes, Leuciscidae. Gene Ontology annotation, biological process: positive regulation of transcription by RNA polymerase II. The record is from RefSeq and is a predicted model, not a curated record.
GAAUUCCAAUGAUUUCUAAAUGAUUCAUGAUGUCAUGUUUGGUAAUAAACACAACAUUUGCAGUGUAUAAAUGCAGCACACAGACAGCAGUGUCGUUCACAGAGAGCAGAAAGCAUGGCUCUGGUUCUGGUUCUGGUUCUGAUGCCCAUGGUUUGGGCUCAGCCGUACCCCAUACCACCAACCUGUUACACUAAAGUGCUGAACAUGGGCACAGAAAUCACUCAAAGAGCGGCGGACAUUAAAAAAGACCACGACACUUACAGAUGCGCAGCUCACCUGCCCGACCUGUACGUCGAUAUUCAUAACGCUUGUGUGAUGUCCACGAUGAACUCUUAUGUGUCUCUGCUGGGCGGCCUGAGAGAGCGCCGGUGUUCCUACAACAGGAAAGUGCAAACACUCGCUGCCAUGAUUAGACAACUCUAUAUCAUCAUAUCACAAAAAUGUCACGGGGACUUGGUUUUUACCCAUGAUAACUGUGAAGCAUUACAGUCCAGAGGACGGAGAGGCUGAACUCAUCACUGCAGGAGGAUUGGACCAAGAUCACGAAGAGCCCAUUUCUCAGCAUGAUAACAGAUGUUAUUCAUAAUCAGUAGUUUCAAAAAAAUAAUAAAAAAAUAAACAUUUAUACGAUUUCAACAUUUUUUUUUUCAUUUAAAAGUUUUUAAACAAUUAAGAGGUAACAUUUUUCUUCCAUCUAAACGUUCACAUCAUCAUCAUGAUUUCAGGUUUUUGAAAAAACAAACAAAAAAGUUUUCAAUGUUUUUAUCACAUGAUAAUAAUAUAGCAUCUUGCAGAUUGGUUACAUGACUCAGACUUUGAUUUGAUGGACAAAAUCUUUUUCGCAUAUUAUUACGAAAAUGAACAUUCCCUUCUUUUAUAGGAAUAACAUUACAAAAUAGCUUAUGCUAAAGUUGUUCCCCUUGAC